ACAUACAUAUCCAUCUUCUUCUCAUUCAUAUCACCUUCAUCAAGUGAUUUCUCCGACUUUUCGGCUUAAAUUUCUCGAUCCAAUGGCUCUCCGGUCCGCUCUGAUCUUAGCGUUCUUCCUCUUCCCCGCAGCCCUAUCGCCUUUUUUCGCUCUCUCGGCUUCCCAGUUCGUCAGUGGCAAAGUCUCCUGCUCCGAUUGCCCCGACGAUUUCGAUUUUUCAGGAAUCAAGAUCAUGGUAAGUUGCGAAAAUACGAGAAAACGUUUCACGGUGACGACAACAAACAAGAAGGGUGACUUCAUGGCCGAACUUCCAUCGGCGAAUCCAUCGAGCUUUGUGGCUGAGAUACGAGGCGGACCGACCCAACUAUAUGGUUCGAGAAAGAACGUAAAAUCGAAUAUCGUCAAGGCCUAUGGUCGGCCCGACGGUUACGCUCUUUCUUCGCCGCUGAUCUUCUCGAUCUCGUGCCCUUCGGGCCUCGGAUCUUCCAAGACGGUCGAUUUGCCACUUCCACCGGAGUGGGGACUCGCUCCUACGAGCUAUUACUUCCCUCCCUUUUUCCCGAUCAUCGGUAUCCCAUGAAGCGGUUUUAUAUGUCAAAGUUCAUAUCAUGUCGUGUACUAUAUAUAUAUAUAUAUAUAUUAGUUAUUAAUGUUGUAGCUUUCAACUACUUUUAAUAAAGUUUGAGUUUAAUAAUGUAAUCAUAGGAUAUGAAUAUUGGUUUUUUAUGUUGUAGA
Messenger RNA from Tarenaya hassleriana, 735 nucleotides. RefSeq lists its product as uncharacterized. Lineage: Eukaryota; Viridiplantae; Streptophyta; Magnoliopsida; Brassicales; Cleomaceae. Bases 83 to 580 code for a protein of 165 amino acids. The transcript has 2 exons. The record is from RefSeq and is a predicted model, not a curated record.